Molecule: messenger RNA, 5182 nt
Organism: Apodemus sylvaticus (European woodmouse)
Lineage: Eukaryota; Metazoa; Chordata; Mammalia; Rodentia; Muridae
Gene: Efr3a
Product: EFR3 homolog A
Exons: 23
Coding region: 206-2665 (819 amino acids)
Biological process (GO): protein localization to plasma membrane
Cellular component (GO): plasma membrane
Source: RefSeq, a predicted model, not a curated record
UGGGUCGGCCCAACGCGUCGUCGACGGGGCGCGGAUCGCGGCCGGUGGUAGCAGUACCCGGUCGGCGUCCGCUCGCUCGGCUAUUCGUCCUCCGCCCCGACGAGGCGUCCGUGGCCGGGCUUCCGCAGUCAUGCUGCGGUCGGCGCGGCUCGCGCUGCCCCUCUGAGUCCCGGGACGGCGGCGAGCGCGGCGAGCUCGGGUCGCCAUGCCUACCCGAGUGUGCUGCUGCUGCUCUGCCCUGCGUCCUCGCUACAAGCGUCUAGUGGACAACAUAUUCCCUGAAGACCCCAAAGAUGGCCUUGUUAAAGCUGAUAUGGAGAAACUGACAUUUUAUGCAGUGUCUGCACCAGAGAAGCUCGAUCGGAUUGGUGCCUACCUGGCAGAAAGGCUGAGCAGGGAUGUUGUCAGACACCGCUCCGGGUACGUUCUAAUCGCUAUGGAGGCGCUGGACCAGCUUCUUAUGGCCUGCCAUUCUCAAAGCAUCAAGCCAUUUGUAGAAAGCUUCCUUCACAUGGUCGCAAAGCUCUUGGAAUCAGGGGAACCAAAGCUUCAGGUUCUUGGAACAAAUUCUUUUGUCAAAUUUGCAAAUAUUGAAGAAGAUACACCGUCCUAUCAUAGACGUUAUGACUUCUUUGUAUCUCGAUUCAGUGCCAUGUGUCACUCCUGUCAUAGUGAUCCAGAAAUCCGAACUGAGAUUCGCAUUGCUGGAAUAAGAGGCAUUCAAGGUGUAGUUCGCAAAACAGUUAAUGAUGAGCUUCGGGCUACCAUUUGGGAACCACAGCAUAUGGAUAAGAUUGUUCCUUCUCUUUUGUUUAACAUGCAGAAGAUAGAAGAAGUUGACAGUCGCCUGGGCCCACCUUCUUCCCCCUCUGCAGGUGACAAAGAAGAGAACCCUGCAGUGCUGGCAGAGAGCUGUUUCAGAGAACUGCUGGGCCGAGCAACUUUUGGGAAUAUGAAUAAUGCUGUUAGGCCAGUUUUUGCGCAUUUAGAUCAUCACAAGCUGUGGGAUCCUAAUGAGUUUGCAGUUCACUGCUUUAAGAUUAUAAUGUAUUCUAUUCAGGCUCAGUAUUCUCACCAUGUGAUCCAAGAAAUCCUUGGACACCUUGACGCUCGUAAGAAGGAUUCUCCACGAGUUCGAGCUGGUAUCAUUCAGGUUCUGUUAGAGGCUGUCGCCAUUGCUGCUAAAGGUUCCAUAGGGCCAACAGUGCUGGAAGUCUUCAACACCCUGUUAAAGCACCUGCGGUUCAGCGUGGAACUGGAAGCCAACGAUUCCCAGAAGGGGUCUGUAGGCAGCGUCACCUUAAGCUCCAAAGACAAUGAUGAGAAGAUUGUACAGAAUGCUGUCAUCCAGACAAUAGGAUUUUUUGGAAGUAACUUACCAGACUAUCAGAGGUCAGAGAUCAUGAUGUUCAUCAUGGGAAAAGUGCCUGUUUUUGGAACAUCCACUCAUACUUUGGAUAUCAGUCAACUAGGGGAUUUGGGAACCAGGAGGAUUCAGAUAAUGUUGCUGAGAUCUUUGCUCAUGGUGACUUCUGGAUACAAAGCCAAGACAAUAGUUACUGCACUGCCUGGGUCAUUUCUGGAUCCUCUGUUGUCGCCAUCCCUCAUGGAAGACUAUGAACUGAGGCAGUUAGUCUUGGAAGUAAUGCACAACCUAAUGGAUCGCCAUGACAAUAGAGCAAAGCUUCGGGGCAUCAGAAUAAUACCAGAUGUGGCUGACUUGAAGAUAAAAAGAGAGAAAAUUUGUAGACAAGAUACGAGCUUCAUGAAAAAGAAUGGGCAACAGCUAUAUAGGCACAUAUAUCUGGGCUGCAAAGAGGAAGACAAUGUUCAGAAAAACUAUGAGCUUCUUUAUACAUCUCUGGCUCUGAUAACUAUUGAACUUGCCAAUGAAGAAGUAGUUAUUGACCUCAUUCGAUUGGCCAUUGCUUUACAGGACAGUGCAAUUAUCAAUGAAGAUAACCUGCCAAUGUUUCAUCGUUGUGGGAUCAUGGCACUGGUUGCAGCUUAUCUCAACUUUGUGAGUCAGAUGAUAGCUGUUCCAGCAUUCUGCCAGCAUGUUAGCAAGGUUAUCGAAACUCGAACUAUGGAAGCCCCUUAUUUUCUACCAGAGCAUAUUUUCAGAGAUAAGUGCAUGCUUCCGAAAUCUUUAGAGAAACAUGACAAAAAUUUAUAUUUUCUGACCAACAAGAUUGCAGAAUCCCUGGGUGGAAGCGGGUACAGUGUGGAGAGGCUGUCUGUUCCUUAUGUGCCACAGGUGACAGAUGAAGAUCGUCUUUCUAGAAGAAAAAGUAUUGUGGAUACCGUAUCUAUUCAGGUGGAUAUUUUAUCGAACAGUGUACCUUCUGAUGAUGUGGUUAGCAACACUGAGGAAAUCACCUUUGAAGCACUGAAGAAAGCAAUUGAUACCAAUGGAAUGGAAGAACAGGAAAAGGAAAAGAGACGUCUUGUGAUAGAGAAGUUCCAGAAAGCACCAUUUGAAGAAAUAGCAGCACAGUGUGAAUCUAAAGCAAAUUUGCUUCAUGAUAGACUUGCUCAAAUAUUGGAGCUCACCAUACGCCCUCCUCCCAGUCCAUCUGGAACAUUGACCGUUACUUCUGGGCAUGCCCAAUACCAGUCCGUCCCAGUCUAUGAGAUGAAGUUUCCAGAUCUGUGUGUAUAUUGACUGGCUCGUGAAGACUACAGCAUUUUAAGAGGACCUUAAAGCCUGAAAACCAGGACCAAGAGGACUGUCAGGAUUUGUGUAGUGCUUACUGGAAUGUCCUGAAGUGUUAUGGGACUUGUCUCUGCCAACACUUGUCAUGCUGUAUUAGAAGUUUAGGGACGUGAUUUAGAGGACCUCUGGAGAUAGGCUUAUACCACGUUAAUUUCUUUUGAGGUUCCUGUUAGCUUUUAAGACUGAACAUGUAUUGCUUUCACAUUAUGCUCUUGUUAAGUAGUAUAUUUUAAACUUUGCACAAACAUGAUUUUUUAAAAAAAAAGAUUGAAAAUGUAUUAAGUGUCUGUACAACUGCUUAGAAAUGGAUUGCUUUUAUUUUAUUUUCUUCAAAAGUAAAUAUAUUCCUAAUUUUAGGGUUGCAAAUUCUCUCAUGCUUUCUGAAUCCGUGCUUCAGGGAUUGCGAACACAUCCCUUCAGUCCUCCAUAAUAACAUGUGUCAGGCAUUCCUAGGAUCUCAGUCAUAGAAAGUAUCUACUGGCUAGUAUUCUCACCUAGGCGCCCAUCUGGCCAGGCCUUCCUGGUCUUGGGAUACUAUGUUUUCUACUUCAAGUUAAGCUCUUGAGCCCUGCCCCCCCUAGAGCUCACUCUUGGAGUGGGAAAAAAAGUACAGUGUUUUUCAUAUAUAAUGUGUUGGUUUACAGACUGCGCUUUGAACUAUAGUUGUAUUUUGCUGUGAUUCCAUUAAUUAAAUGAAAUAUAUAUUUACUAUAGAAAAGAAAGACAUUUAAAAGAGCUACCUGUUCACCUGUGCAGAGUCUAUGCAUUUCAGUUUCUUAGUGAAUUAAUUUACAUUUUAUGUUGUACAUGUUUGAAGUCUUCAUUGUACAAAAAUUCUCCCAGUGAAUCUUAAUUUGUAAGAGUUGAACCAAAACUUGUAUACAUUUCUAUGAAGAUUAGUUGCAUUAGUUGCACUUCAAACCAGUCUGUGUAUUCUUGCUGAGGUGUGAGUGUGAGCUGCCUUUCACUUGUAAGACUACAAGGGUAGUAUGUACUGCACAUGCUAGGGACACCACCACAUGCUAAACAGAAGCAUUCUGCAAUUAGAAAUUUCUCUUAGCACAGUCUUGUGGAAUGACUUUAUAUAUAACUCUACCUUUUCAAAUUCAGUUUCUUUUUAUGUAAAACACUAUUCCUAUCAAAAAAUUGUAGCUCAAAAAAUAAUUGUUUUAAUUUUGUUUUUGUUUUAAAAAAUACAGGGUGUAUUAUCUGUAUGUUUUGGUUAUUUGGGCACCAUUGGUACAAAAAGAAAACAAAAAAAGAAGCAUAAAGAAAGAAAUAGACCAGGCAUGCCCAAAACUUUGAAUACUUACAGCUGAGUAGAACAUGUUGAAGAGGGAUUCUGUUGGCUGUCACCUCUGACAGGACAGCCCAGACUGCUGACUAAGUGCAGAUCCCACCAGACCUUUUUCUCAAGAAGGACAGUGCAGCUGCCACUGAAGCCCAGUGCCUGUGCGAGCUCUCCCUGUAGCUUCCCCUGACAGCAGGGUAAGUCGCCAGCUAGGGAGAGCCUCAUGCAAUUUUGGUUCCCUUUUCUCUUCUUCAUUUGAAAAGAAGGAUAUUUUUUUUGACUGCAUUUAGAAUCUAAACAGGGGGACAUGCAAAAAAACAAUCACCAUCCACUUGGAUGUCAUUUUAUAAAUUAACACUGUGUGCUUUUGUAUGGAAAAAAUAUAAUUUAAUAGUAUAAGAAAAGAUAUAUAUUCACUUGCAUUCAUGCAAAACACAAGCUUCGGUGUACAAAAUUUUGUCUUAGUGAUUUAAAAAGGCAUGCUUUGCAAGCAAAGGAAAACCAUUGCAGUUAGUCUUUUAUCAUACCUGUAUCUUGGGUUUUCUAAACUGCUGGUUUGAGUUUUGUUACUCUUAAACCACAGUACGUGUCUGGAUAUCUUAGGUCCAAAGAACUGAACUGGUUUUAUUGACAAGGGUUCCCAAGCCAUGGAUGUUUGUCUGAUUCUUCCACAUUUGCAGGGAUCACAUUUGGAUGCGUGUGUAAGCUGUGCUAUAGCCAAUUCAGGUACUGAAUCUUUAGGGCUUGUUGGACUUCAUUGCAUUGGUCUAUUUUGGCAGGUACGUGAUAUUCAAAGCAUUUCUCGUUCUCCUUGCUGUAUCCGGGUGGUUAUAUUCUUUUGUGUGACUCAGAGCGCUUAAUUUAAACGUUCCUCCUGUGCUUGUGAUCCUUGUCCAUCUAGCUGCUUCUACAGUGUCAUACUGAGCUCUCAUACUCAUUCCCUCUCACUUCCUCUUUCCUCCUUGUGGUCCUCGGCUUCCCUCCAGCCUCCUCUAGAACUCAUUAUCCUUUAGAGUAAUACCACCCUUAACCAGCAGUUUAACUACCCACUCCCUCAAAGGGGACUCGUUUAUCUCACUAACCCUUAUAUGUGUAUUACUGUAAUAAAGCUAAGUUUUUUAAAUGUAAAUUUUCAUUGUGCAAUCAUAUAUAAGCAAUAAACCAAAAAUAGCAUC